Messenger RNA from Talaromyces rugulosus, 1086 nucleotides. RefSeq lists its product as uncharacterized. Gene Ontology annotation, biological process: steroid biosynthetic process. Gene Ontology annotation, molecular function: 3-beta-hydroxy-Delta5-steroid dehydrogenase (NAD+) activity. The transcript is spliced from 4 exons. The record is from RefSeq and is a predicted model, not a curated record. Lineage: Eukaryota; Fungi; Ascomycota; Eurotiomycetes; Eurotiales; Trichocomaceae. Bases 1 to 1086 code for a protein of 361 amino acids.
AUGGCCCAAGAAUUCGCCAUACCCAAAGGCUCAACCGUGGUUGUCACAGGUGCCAAUGGCUAUAUUGCAUCUCACAUUGCCGAUAUUCUGCUCGGACUUGGAUAUCUAGUCCGCGGCACUGUCCGUUCGGAAAAGCCAUGGUUGAACCAACUAUUUGAAGAGAAAUACGGCAAAGGGAAAUUCGAAAGCGUGGUUUUGCCCGACCUCGCUGCCGAAGGAGUUUAUAAGGAUGUUGUCAAGGGUGCUGCCGGUUUUCUGCAUGUGGCAUCGGAUGUUAGCUUCAGCUCAGACCCAAACCAAGUCAUUCCAGGCGUUAUUAAGCUCAAUGAGAACGCUCUAUCCGCAGCAGCUCAAGAGGCGUCUAUCAAACGGUUUGUACUCACGUCCUCGUCGAGUGCAGUUCUAUGGCCGACCGCAGAUAACGAGGGUCUUAUUGUAGACGAGAGUACGUCAAAAUCUCCUCGCUCCCCCAUGCAGCUAAGUUCUGAGACAGAAGAAAUUGACCUUUUUGCAGAUACCUGGAACGAGGCCACGGUUAAAGCAGCCUGGGACUCAAACACGCCAGCAGAACUGAAACCACCGAGUGUCUAUGGCGCUUCCAAGACAGAGGGCGAGAGAGCAGCCUGGAAAUGGAUCAAGGAAAACAAGCCAGGCUUUGUUUUCAAUGCUAUCCUACCCAAUUUCAACACGGGCCCGUCUUUGCAUCCGGAAAUCAACGGCUCAACAAUGGGCGGUGUACGUAGCCUGUUACAAGGUAAAGAAGGGUUUAUGAGGAUGCUUCCUGCUCAGCACUUCAUUGACGUUCGCGACACUGCCCGUCUCCACGUUGCCGCACUUCUCGAUACGUCCAUUAAGGAUGAGCGCAUCUUUGGCUUUGUACACGAAUUCAACUGGACCGAUAUCGUCUUCGUGCUGAGGGGACUUCGUCCCGAUAACAAGGCCAUCCCCGACCCCCCUGCCAACGAAAACCGGGAUAGGAGUGUGGUCAAGCCCAAGAUCCGUGCGGAGCAAAUCCUGAACUCGUUCUGGGGCAGGUCAUGGACUGGGUUUAAUGAUAGUGUGGCGGCUGGGAUUGAAGGCUACUAG